This is a messenger RNA of Dissoconium aciculare CBS 342.82, 1497 nucleotides long. Its product is annotated as major facilitator superfamily transporter. The record is from RefSeq and is a predicted model, not a curated record. Gene Ontology annotation, biological process: spermidine transport; spermine transport; transmembrane transport. The transcript has 3 exons. The coding region runs from base 1 to 1497 and encodes 498 amino acids. NCBI's taxonomy places the organism in Eukaryota, Fungi, Ascomycota, Dothideomycetes, Mycosphaerellales, Dissoconiaceae. Gene Ontology annotation, molecular function: spermidine transmembrane transporter activity; spermine transmembrane transporter activity. Gene Ontology annotation, cellular component: membrane.
AUGUCUGUCGCCGACGACAAGGCGAAGACUCCGGCACAGCCUUUCACGGAAUGGAGCGGCCCUCGAGACCCGGCCAACCCGUUGAACUGGUCCAGCAGAAGGAAGAUAUUCCAGACGCUUAUGGUUUCUUUGAUCGCCUUGGUAUCUACAUUGGCUUCAUCUAUCAUCACACCAGGCUUUGGUGAUAUCCAAAAUGACUUCAAUGUCUCUACCGAAGUCGCUUUGCUUCCAUUCGUCUUCUACACAUUGGGCCUCUCUAUAGGUCCGCUGCUGUCGGGUCCGUUGAGUGAGAGUUAUGGAAGACGGAAUGUUUAUGCCUCUGCUACGCCUAUACUUGCUGCGUUCCUGCUCGGAGCUGGGUUCUCACAAAGCAUCGCCGCUUUAAUCGUCUGUCGAUUCCUUGCUGGCGUUGCAGGUGCUCCCGGGCUGACCAUUGGCGGAGCGACGCUGAGCGACGUCUGGCGGAAGGAGGAAAGGGCAUUGCCAUGGACGGUGUAUGUGACGACUCCAUUUCUUGGACCGGCCUUAGGACCGUUGAUAGGUGGAUAUGUCGCGACUACCAUCGGAUGGCGCUGGACGCAAUGGAUUGUGGUCAUCGUUGCAGCAGUGAUCUCGAUCGCUAUUUUCUUCAUGCGGGAAACUCAUAAGCCCACGAUCCUGAGAAGACAAAUGAAGCAAUCGAGGCGCCACGAGUCCUCUCCAGAUCAAUGCGCAUCAUCACCAUCAUCACAGCGGCAGGAGCGCUCUGUCAUGUUCCGAGAAUUCAUCACCAGGAUCCUGCUCCGGCCCAUCCACAUGGCAUGCGUGGAGCCUGUCGUCGGCUUCUUCACUUUAUACAUUGCGAUCAAUUUCGGCAUGGUCUAUGCCUUUUUCGCUGCAUUCCCCUUCGUAUUCGCCAACGCAUAUGACUUCGGCCCGCGAGCCACCGGCUUGAUGUUCCUCGGUCUCGUUGGCGGCUGCCUAGUCGGAGGCCUUAUCAUGGCCAUUUACAGCCGCAUCCUCCUACCCCGGGAGAUCGCACGGUCCCGCAAAUCCUCUAUCAACACCGACGGCGAUGCCCACUCCGACACCAACAGCUACCAUGCUAAGCUGACCGCACCCGAAGCCCGUCUCUACCUCGCCAUGUUAGGCGCACCACUCCUACCAAUCGCGCUGUUCUGGUUCGGCUGGACGGUAGAAUACCGCGUCCACUGGAUCAGCGCGGUAUUAGCCGAGGCGAUUUUCGCCUGUGGCAAUCUCCUGAUUUUCAUGUCCGCGACGUUAUACAUCAUAGAUUUCUAUGGGCCAAAGUACGGGGCCAGCGCGAAUGCUGUGAAUGGUUUCGUGCGAUAUUUGCUGGCGAGUGCGUUUCCGCUUUUUAUCGUGCAGAUGUAUGGGGGCCUGGGAGUGUGUUGGGCGUCGAGUUUGCUGGGUUUCGUGAGUGUUGUUACGAUGUUCAUUCCCUGGGUCUUGUAUUAUUUGGGACCAAGAUUGAGGGAGAGGAGUGUUUAUAUGUAG